CGAUGGCUUCCUUAAAGAUCAACUUAAUAGACCUCAAAUAUUUCUCUAUUCUCUUUUAGUUAAUAUACAACUAUUUGAUAUUGUAGAAGUCUGGGAGCUCUUCGGGAUUACAAAGUCAUAUAAGUAUUAUGUUAUUUGUUUAAAUGAUAGUGAAUAUAUAUAUACUUGUUUGUCUAUAAUCAAUCGUGGACUCUAUCUAGAAGAUAUUCAAGAUCAAGAUAAUCAAUUAAAAUUACAAGAAACUAUAGGAGUAUUAAUACAAUUUCAGCAAAACAAUAAUGUAGAAAUGAUGAAUGAUUUAUAUUUAUUUAAUAAGUUCAGACCACAAUGUGCAUUUAUAAAAAAAACUGAUGAGGAUGAUACUGAUGAGAAUAGCGAUGAUGUAUCUAAUUCUGAUAAAUCAUUUAUCAUGAAUAAAAAUAUAGUCAAGU
Molecule: messenger RNA, 431 nt
Organism: Scutellospora calospora
Lineage: Eukaryota; Fungi; Glomeromycota; Glomeromycetes; Diversisporales; Gigasporaceae
Source: the annotation of a GenBank genome assembly